GGUGGUGCUAGUGGUGCAGAUGUGGGGGUGGUGCAUAUACAGGGUAUUUGAGUUAUUGGCAACAUGUAUUUCGCUGCUUGGUCACACAACGUUAUCUCGAACGCUGUCAAUCUCUCUAACGAUCUGAAGAUGGGAGAAUAUUUGAAAAUCCCUCCUAGAGUCAUGUUCCUGACGCAGGUGUACGGGACAAUUCUAGGUGGAUUCAUCAACUAUGCUGUCAUGAUUUCCAUAAUCAAUGGAAAUCGUGAGCUCCUUGCGAACAGCAACGGUGACAGCUCUUGGAGUGGUGCUUAUAUGCAGUCAUAUAACACCAAUGCCACUUCUUGGGCACUUGCCAAGUAUCUUUACAAGACUGGCGGCAAAUACUCACUUGUGCCCAUUGGCCUAGGUAUCGGUUUUGGUAUUGUCAUCGUCCAUCGUAUCAUCGCAUAUGUGGGUAAACUCAAUAUCUUUCCAACCUAUUACGGCUGUUGGCCUUAG
This is a messenger RNA of Colletotrichum navitas, 480 nucleotides long. Its product is annotated as OPT oligopeptide transporter protein-domain-containing protein. Lineage: Eukaryota; Fungi; Ascomycota; Sordariomycetes; Glomerellales; Glomerellaceae. Gene Ontology annotation, biological process: transmembrane transport. Gene Ontology annotation, molecular function: oligopeptide transmembrane transporter activity. The record is from RefSeq and is a predicted model, not a curated record. The transcript is spliced from 2 exons. The coding region runs from base 64 to 480 and encodes 138 amino acids. Gene Ontology annotation, cellular component: plasma membrane.